UUUGAACCUCAGCAAGUCCUGAUUCUUGCGGUCCGCCUCGGUCCGGACAGCAUACGACGACGAAAUGGACGAUUUCAUAGAGUCACCCGAGCCAACCAAGAAGCGUCUCAGGACCUCGCAUGCAUGUGAUGUCUGCAGAUCUAGGAAGAUCAGAUGCGAUGGCAACAAGCCGUGCCACGCAUGUCUCAAUUCCAAGCAGGAAUGCUCCUACGGCUCCGAGGCUAAUACCCGGGGGAAGAGUGACCUCAUCCUUGAGGGUGUCCUCAGGGUUGAAGAGUUGCUUCAGCAGAUGAACUUGACUAUGGUGCAAUCACCCACGGUCGCAUUGCAAAGUCCAAUAUCAGCCCGCCCAUUAUCUCAAAGAAGCCUGUCAAUUGACGAGAUCCGUCCAAAUCGUCAGACGACCAACCUCGAAAAUGCAAUCCUCGAAUCGCUGCACACAUCUACCACGGAGUCGAUCCUAUCGUGGUCAUAUUUUGAUUCUUUUCCGUCGAUUCGUCAGAACUACGCUUCAAUAUUCCAGCUAGAACAGUCCAGACCAAGCCUUCUGAUGCGCUCCAACUCCAUGUACCCAUAUCUUUCCCCUGUAGACCUCGACGCCAUCCUCGAUUCAUUCCAGAGGACGGUGAACUUUUGGUAUCCCGUGCUAUCCCGGACACAGCUCGAGAACACUCGAUUAUUAGUUUCGCAAGGCCUUCUCGAAAGCACAGAUCUUGUAGCUAGCUGUUGCGCACAGCUUGUCAUGGCUCUCGGCUGUGCCGGCGAUGUAGUGGGCAGUUUAGUUCAUAGUGAGGAUACGAGUGCCAACCGCGAAGAGGUUGAGUUUCGCCGGGCACGUAAAGCGAUGGGCGAAUUGUACUUUGACGGAGCGCUGAGGGCGAUGCACAUGGUCCACUCGGAAAUGAGUUGCAUGGCAGUACAGUCACUAUUCUUCGCAGCGCUCUACUUCGCAUACUUGCGGCGUCCUCUCCAGGCGUGGAACUAUAUUCACAACACUGCAUCCAAAUGCCUGUUGCUGCUUUCAUACCCCCCAGUAAACGAACCUGACGAGAACCAGGAGUGCUUGCGACGGAUCUUCUGGGCAUGCUAUAUUUUGGAGAGUGACUACCUAGCUGAGCUAUCUGCACUACCGCAAAGUGGAAUUGCUCAGAUUGAGUCAUCCGUCUCUCUCCCAGGCAGCUACGCGACCCACGCAGACCCCGACCAGACGGAGCACGCAUCUCUCUACUUCUUGGCAUGCAUAUCCAUGCGGCGCCUACUAAACAGAGUCCAUCAACUGCUGUAUGCGCGCGACUCAGGAGCCGCUACAGACAUCUCGCGCUUCCCAGCGAUCGUCACUGAACUGGACCAUCAGCUCGACGAAUGGCGUGAUGUCUUACCACAUUCGUUCCGCUUCAAUGCACACGAUAUCCAUGAUCUGCCUUCCGAAUGUGGCGGCUUCUUGAGGCAACGCUAUCUAACAUGUAAGAGCGUCAUAUAUAGGCCAUACCUGGCCUGGCUACUCGCCAAUGGGCCUCACGAAGUGCGCGGGGUCAGCAGAGACGACAUCAUUACACGAGCCACGGUCUGCUUAGACGCAUGCACUUCGCACAUCUUGGCUCUGACGGGCUUCGCGCAUACCGUCCUCGUGGACACCUGGAUCUGUGCACUAUCUAUGGCCACGGCCAUGAUGAUCCUCCUGGCCACCGGUAGAUCCGUGCGCCAGAUCAAUCACCGGUACGAUAUCAUGGAAACGGGUCCACAUCUGAGGAAGGUAUUUCAAAGGUGGCAGGAAAAUUUAGGUGCUCCCGAGUCCCCGAGCGUGGAGCAGGCUCUGCGCAUCAUCUACGAGACUGAGAGGUUGAUGGCGAACCAAACCAAUGGUGCCAGCAUAACAGAGGAAGAGGUCGAUGUAGCUAAUUCCAUGUGUGCUCUGACGAGGCAUUGAAUUUCGAUGGGGUUUGAAUGUAAAUUGGAGUAUCUCUCAAUAAUAACGCCC
Molecule: messenger RNA, 1978 nt
Organism: Truncatella angustata
Lineage: Eukaryota; Fungi; Ascomycota; Sordariomycetes; Amphisphaeriales; Sporocadaceae
Product: C6 zinc finger domain-containing protein
Exons: 8
Coding region: 65-1927 (620 amino acids)
Biological process (GO): DNA-templated transcription; regulation of DNA-templated transcription
Molecular function (GO): DNA binding; DNA-binding transcription factor activity, RNA polymerase II-specific; zinc ion binding
Source: RefSeq, a predicted model, not a curated record